Molecule: messenger RNA, 3363 nt
Organism: Stegostoma tigrinum
Lineage: Eukaryota; Metazoa; Chordata; Chondrichthyes; Orectolobiformes; Stegostomatidae
Gene: chodl
Product: chondrolectin
Exons: 6
Coding region: 480-1580 (366 amino acids)
Biological process (GO): positive regulation of axonogenesis
Cellular component (GO): cytoplasm
Source: RefSeq, a predicted model, not a curated record
CUGACCACACUCAGCGAGAGAACGGGGGUGGGGAGGGAGCCGGAGUGGGGCGCAGAUACAGGGAGUCUGCUUUGAAAGCUGCUCCUCUGGCUGUGCCCAGGCUCUGUGAUCGCCGCGAACUUGCAGGGACUGCCCUGCUCCCAGCCUCUGGUCCAUCGGUUGUUUUGCAGUUUUGAUUUUUUGGCCGCGUCCCUGAUUUUCAAUCGAGCCUUUAAUCGCGAGGUGCCGCCAGUUUAAAGUUGCUUUAAAUUUCGCAUGAACCCUCGUUUAAAACCGCAGGAAACUCGAUUGACCGUGCAGUUUUUGCUUCUGCAAGGGACUCCAAUUUUGGCGGAGUUGUUUUCUCUCGUUGCAUCGCAGUCCUUUUUCCUAAGUUGCAUUGAGCCCAGUUUUCCUGAAGUUCUGAGUUGCACUGCGCCCCUGGCUUUCUCUCUGGGUUGCACAGCGCCUUCUCUGUGCGGUUUCUGCUUCGUGCCCCAAUGCCGCGUCGCCGGGCGCUGUCCACUCGGAUGUUGGUGCUGAUCCUGUGCGGCGUUCUCGGCGGCGGCUCCGGCACUCGGGUUUUGAGCGGUCAGACAGUGUGCUAUGGCGGCCCAGAGUACCCCUGCUACAAGAUCGCCUACUUCCAGGACCUGAGCAGGCGCAUUGGCUUUGAGGAGGCGAGUCAGGCUUGCGAGAUGGAUGGGGGAGGCCUUGUCAGUAUCCGCUCGGCCACUGAACAGCGGCUAAUCGAGAACCUCCUGCAGGAUCUCACCAAAUCAGGGUCUGGGCUUUCAGAUGGAGAUUUCUGGAUUGGAUUGAGGAGGAGCAAUGAGGGCCAGUCUCCCAACACAUUCGGUGGAUGCCCUGACCUCUACAGGUGGACAGAUGGAAGUGCGGCAAAGUUCAGGAACUGGUAUGCUGAUGAGCCUUCUUGUGGCAGUGAGGCAUGUGUAGUGAUGUAUCACCAACUGACCGCUCAGCCUGGGCUGGGAGGCCCCUACCUCUAUCAGUGGAAUGAUGACCGGUGUAACAUGAAGCACAAUUUUGUCUGCAAGUACGCCUCAGAAAACCUCAUGACCAAUGAAUCUGAAGAACAUGUGACGUCAGAUUAUGUUUCAGAAAACGUGUCCACGGGUCCAGGAGUCAAGGUUCAAGCGCCCAGUAAUUCCGCUGAUGACCAACACCAUAUGGUUGUGACAGAAUCAUCAGCAAAGACCGAUCGAAGAGCAGCCCAAACGAGUCGACUCUCUGGAUAUCCGCAGCUCCAAAGAAGGAGAACCUUGCUGAUGUUUAGUAAACUGCAGCCUGGACCUAAUCCCAUGGAUAAAGAGUCAGGCAACAACAUUAAUAACACACACACAAAACCAACCAUCCGACAAGCUGAUUACAGACUUCUGAGAGAAUGCAAACGGAGACAAGACAGGUCUGAGAGAGGCCAAGGACCAUUGAGCCAGAUCAUCAACAGAAACGAGAAAACAAACCUCCCUUCCUCUUGUCAAUUUUUCUUUUCACUGCUGUGUUCUGGAUGGAUUUUAGAGAAAGUCAGAGGAGAUGCAGUCUUUGAGGGGAGUGUCAAUGGAAACGAUGGGUGCUGUUAGUAUACAGCUUUUGGACAAAUUACAAGAGGCGGGAUAUACCAAGAGACAGGCCAGGGUUCUAAUCUGGAGGUUUUGGCAGGGAAUUGACUGCCUAGGGAUUUGAAACUCAUUUCACUCGGGGAUGUAGAGUGGAGGGGUGGGAUGGAAUGAGACAGACAACAUGCUCCUAAGGAGCAGCAGUGAAUGGCCUUAAAUUGAUGAAGUAUUAUCAUUACUACAAUGUCAAGCUUCUGGUGAAGAUGCUACGGUCAAUGACUCUGGGCACAAGUGAUAACAGAAAGUAGGAAAUGCAGUUCCCUUUCUCCACAAAAUAUGAUGGCUUCCAGAGAAAAAAACAGAUCAAUUCUCAUUUGCUUCCCUCCAAUUGCCCAGAAUGAGUAUUUCCAUUUUUGGCGUGUUUGUUGCUCUUGUUUACUUGAAAUUCUACUUUUUUUGUGCUGGGAAGACAUUAAGAAAGUUUGGGGUGAGGGGGAGAGAAAGGUAAUAUGUUUUAUUUGUAUUGCGUGAAGAACUGAACUGUUUAUAGUUUUCACUCUAGUUGGCGAUGAUGGUAAAUUGGGCCAGUUUUGGUUUGAAUGGUGCCAUGCUUAGCAUGCGCUAAGAUUGUCAACCAUGCCAACCUCAUAUAAGUCACAUGGUAAUCUAACAGCAGGCAUAAAUAGUGCCCCAUUUUUGGCACCAGUAUUGUGCUCAAUUAUUGGACCUGGAGAGUUUAUUUAUCUCCUACGCUGAGGGCUUUUUUCUACUCUCUAUAGUCAACCAUCGGCUUAAUCAGUAGUGUUACCCUACUUCCACCUCUAUAAUACCAUCUGCCUCUACUCCUCUGUACCUAUUCUCCUGCUUAUAUCCUCUUCCAUAUUGUCUUUGUUGGCUCCGCACUCACUAAUUUUACAGCUCCCCUGGCCUGUUUCCCACCUUGCACUGUUCUUGAACUUGAACUCAUCCAAAGUGCUUUUGAGCAUUUCCUAUCUUGGAACAUGUUUCUUUCACCCGUCACCCACGUUGGUUCCCAGCCUGGCUACUUGACUCCAAAAAUUCUCAUCUUUGUUUUCAAACCCUUUUGUGACAUUGGCCUGCCUAUCUCUAGCCUCCUCCAUCUCAGAAACCUUCCCAGAUCUCUGUGCUACUCUGAAAUGUAUCCUCUUACUUAUUCUUGGUAUUUAGACUAUCAUUGGUGACCAUGUAUCUAGGUAUCACUAUUCAUAGCUCAAUAAUUCCCUCCCAACAUUUCUCCCCAACUCAUUUCCUUUAAGGUGCUUCUUAAAUCUCUGACCUAUCCUAACAUCUCUUUGUGUGAUUAGCUGUCAAAUUUAAUUUGAUAAAGCUCCUACAACGUGCUCCUGAAAUGUAAGUUCCUGUUCAUUGAUAAAAGAGCGACAAAUUCAUUCUGGUAAGCUGUGUACUUUAUUUUUCCAAAUCAAACGUAGUCCAUCGAAAGUGAAGACGCAGGUAGACUGGGUGAUGAAGAAAUCAUUUGGCUUCCUUGUCUACGAUGGUCAGUACAUUGAAUAUAUGAGGUGAGGUGUCACAUUGUGGCUGUACGAGACAUUCAUGAGGCCUCUUUUCGAACAUCAUGUACAAUUCUGGUCGCCCUUCUGUAGGAAAGGUAUUGCUAAACAUAAGAGGGCUUAGAAAAUAUGCACAAGGAUGUUGCUGGGACUGGAGGGUUUGAAUUUUAAGGAGAGAUUGGUUAGGCUGGGGCUUUCUUCCCUGGAGCAUUGGAGACUGAGAGGUGGCAUUGUUGACUUGCUUGCUGAUCUGGCUUGUUCUCGUUCAGAUGUUU